Messenger RNA from Auxenochlorella protothecoides, 867 nucleotides. RefSeq names its product Phenazine biosynthesis-like domain-containing protein 2. Gene Ontology annotation, biological process: biosynthetic process. The transcript is spliced from 4 exons. The record is from RefSeq and is a predicted model, not a curated record. Gene Ontology annotation, cellular component: cytoplasm. Bases 1 to 867 code for a protein of 288 amino acids. Lineage: Eukaryota; Viridiplantae; Chlorophyta; Trebouxiophyceae; Chlorellales; Chlorellaceae. Gene Ontology annotation, molecular function: isomerase activity.
AUGGAGACCUUGCCACUCUUCCAGGUGGAUGCCUUCACGGAUACCGCAUUCAAGGGCAACUCUGCUGCGGUGGUCUUGCUCCCGGAGGAGGACGUGCCCUCGGAUGCCGCCCUGCAAAGCAUCGCAAUGGAGAAUAAUCUGUCUGAGACAGCCUACAUCAGACCCAUCCCUCCCAGCAGUGAUGUGACCACUGGGGACAACUUUGACCUCAGGUGGUUCACCCCCACCACCGAAGUCAAGCUGUGCGGGCACGCCACUCUCGCCUCUGCUGCUGCUCUCUGGAAAUGCCUGGGCAACACAGCCCCCAGGCUGCGCUUCCAGACGCUCAGCGGCGAGCUGUCAGUCGUGCAGGGACCCAGUGGUCGCAUCUCCAUGGACUUUCCCCUGAAUCGUGCCGUGGCAGACGUCCCCCUGGGCACGGCCGCCGGCUCACGGCUGGUGAGGGCCGUGGCCGGAACCAUCCCGGUGAGGGAGGUGCUGCACAACCCUGACAUCAACAACUUGCUGAUCGUGCUGGAGGGGGGUCGGGAGGAGCUGCUGAGCAUCAGACCCAGGCCUGGCGAGCUGCUGGACGCCCAUCCGGAGAAGCUCCUCGUGAUUGUCACGGCAAAGGGGGAGGGGGAGCACGACUUCUUCUACCGCUUCUUUGCGCCCUGGGCCGGCAUCGACGAGGAUCCGGUGACCGGGUCGGCCUGCACGGUGGCCGCGCCCUACUGGGCUGCUCGGCUGGGCAAGACGGAGCUCAGGGCCCGUCAGCUGUCCCAGCGCACAGGCGAGCUGUACGUGGGCGUGCGGGAGGAUGCGGGCCGCGUCAUUGUGGCGGGGGAUGCUGUGGUGGUCAUCUCCGGACAGCUGCACCUGCAAUGA